CGUUAGAAUGACGGUCAGACUAGCAUUUCUAUUUCUAACAUUACUGAUUUUGUCUCAAGGAUCUCCUACUCCUGUUGAUGUUGAUAUCGACCCACCGCAGUCUUUCACAAGUUCAACUAACAUUCCUACUGAUGAACAGCCAGUUGAAACAACUGAGCCGCCGACAACUACGUGUACAUGUACGACGACGCCGGCAACGACGCAGAAGCCAACGACGCAGAAGCCAACGAAGAGCAAUGGAGAAGGAGAGAAGCUACGCUGGAAACAAUGUGUUUGGAAAACGACAAACACCACUGACGAGGGACCGCUACAUAAAUGCAAUUUCACAGUAGAACAUACUACCAGCUCUCUUCAUGUCGUCUACUCAGGAGUCAACAGAGUCUAUUGUAACGGUUACCAGGAAUGUUGCUCCAGAUGGUACUUUACCUUCAAUGGUACUGAAUGUCAUGAUCCCGCACCUAUUGACCUGGUGGUUUUCAAGCGAUACACAGAGGACAGUCCCUACAGGACCAGACAAACAGAAGGAUAUUGUUAUAACAUGAACAGUGGAAUUGUAACCGUAGCGCUUCAUGUAGGUAAAUGCCUAGGCAUGAUCGACGAACUUGCUAAUGCGUACACAGGAUGGAACGAACACUCACCGUCUCGUAUUCUUAUUCGAGAAGCGUAUCCGCCUCAAGGUCACUUAACGCCUCCGUCUCCACCGUGAUAUACGUCUUGACGUCAUCGCACUCGCUGAAUGGCUGUUUGUUCUAUUCUCUAACCUUUCAUGUUUCUUAUGUUAGUGCUAUGAGCACCAAACUUAUACCUAACAUUUUAGCGUAAUUGGUAACUCAUGUGAAAUUGCUGAGCAUGUCCUGAACCUACACAAGAUGUAUUAGCUAAUUAGUUAGAAUUUUUAUAAAUCCCAUAUUUCGUCAUCUUAGUAAACAACAUGUCAGUUAGAAAUUUACGGUAUUAAACGCCAAUUUGUACAUGAAACGUAAGAAAGUCAUUGUGUCUGUUGACCUCUAAUACUAU
Corticium candelabrum is the source of this 1017-nucleotide messenger RNA. RefSeq names its product collagen triple helix repeat-containing protein 1-like. The record is from RefSeq and is a predicted model, not a curated record. The coding region runs from base 8 to 706 and encodes 232 amino acids. The transcript has 4 exons. NCBI's taxonomy places the organism in Eukaryota, Metazoa, Porifera, Homoscleromorpha, Homosclerophorida, Plakinidae.